This is a messenger RNA of Salvia hispanica, 2056 nucleotides long. RefSeq lists its product as uncharacterized. Gene Ontology annotation, molecular function: protein binding. The record is from RefSeq and is a predicted model, not a curated record. NCBI's taxonomy places the organism in Eukaryota, Viridiplantae, Streptophyta, Magnoliopsida, Lamiales, Lamiaceae.
CACGACAAGAUUACAAAGAGAAAACUGCAUAUACCUAAAAGCCAAACUUAUAUUCAUAUAUACUUCUCAAACAAAUCACCUCUUUUCAUCUUGCCAAUGGCGAAUCAUCCAACCAAAUACCUCAUAAUCCUCCUCGUCUUCCACUUUAAUUCCUUUGAGUUCGGGAUUCGACAAUCUCGAGCCUGCCACCCUACGGACAGUGAGGCGCUCCUCGAUUUCAAGAGAAGAAUCACUUCCGAUCCCUUGAAAUUGCUCCACUCUUGGAUUCCUCACAAAGAUUGUUGCACUACAUGGGAGGGAAUCGCUUGCGACCCUUCCUCGGGUCGAGUCCUCAAUUUGACCCGUCCCGGGCUUUAUUCCGACUCUGAUUCGCCCGUGGACACCUCAAUGUCCGGAACAUUGUCCCCGUUUCUUGGGAAUCUCUCUUCCCUUCAAGUUCUAAAUCUGGGCAAUCUGAAGAACUUAAAGGGCCACAUCCCAUCUGAAUUGGGCAAGCUUACUAAGUUGCGCCACAUGUUUCUCAAUUCAAACGAUCUCGAAGGAUCAAUCCCGAGCUCCAUAGAGGGCUUGAGUCAGUUGCAAAGCCUCUUUCUUAGCAACAACCAUCUCACGGGCCCAAUCCCCCAAAAUCUUUUCAAGAAAAUGACAUCCCUCUCCCAACUCUGGCUCGCAGAGAACAUGUUGUCCGGAUCGAUACCGCCCUCAAUAGGCACAAUGCUGGAGCUAAGAUACCUCGAUUUCCAUGAAAACAAUUUCAGCGGAAGCGUACCUGAGUCCAUAGGAAGGCUUCAAAACCUCGUACGCCUUGACAUGUCAAAAAACCAGCUAUCGGGGCCCAUACCAUCAUCAAUAGGAAACCUAUCCAAUCUCAUGGAAUUGGAUCUCAACAACAAUCGCCUCCAUGGAAGCAUCCCACCAUCCAUCGGAAACAUGAAAUCCCUCGAAUUCAUCGUGCUAUCCGACAACGCUCUUUCAGGCCCAAUCCCGAGCUCCAUCGGCAACCUACGAAAGGUUCGAAGCCUGAUCCUGGAAAACAACAAUCUCAGCGGAAACAUCCCCACCACCAUCGGCAACAUGGCCAGCCUCGUGUCCAUAUACCUCUCCAACAACACCUUCACCGGAAAAAUCCCACCAACCCUAUCCCGUCUCGAGAAUCUAUUAACCCUAGACCUAUCCAAUAACCGGCUCUCCGGCCCGAUCCCACCCGAACUCGCCACCAACCACAACCUCCAAGACCUAGACCUUUCCUCCAACCCUCUCUCCCUCCACACCAUCCCUCCAUGGCUACAAAAACUCUCCCUCUUCCGCCUCGAGCUCAGGAACACGGGCCUCGUCGGCCAUCUCCCCGAGUGGCUAUCCUCGUCCUCAGUCUCCACACUCGACCUCUCCGGCAACUCCCUCACCGGAAAACUCCCCGGAUGGAUCGGAAACAUGACAAACCUCUCCUUCCUCAACCUCUCCAACAACAAAUUCCACUCCUCACUCCCUCACCAAUUCCAAAACCUCUCCGGCCUCUCCGAUCUCGACCUCCACUCCAACAUGCUCUCCGGGAGGCUGACGCGGGUGUUCUCCAAGGCCGCCGGCUUCGCCCUCGGCCACUUCAACUCCAUUGAUCUCUCACACAACAACUUCUCCGGCCCCAUCGACGCCGGAAUAGGAAAUUUGAGCGUUAUGGGCUCUCUGGGAUCUCUCAUUCUCUCUCACAAUCCAUUGGGAGGGAAGAUUCCGGAGUCUUUAGGGAAAUUGGGGUAUCUUCAGGUGCUGAAACUCGAAGGAAACAAUCUAUCCGGGGAGAUUCCGGAGGAGCUGGCCGAGGCGAAGCUUCUGGAAACUGUUGUGCUGUCGGAAAACGGCUUGAGCGGGAAGAUUCCGGAGGGAAUCUUGAAUCUUGGGCAUCUCAGUGAGUUUAAUGUUUCGAGGAAUCGGUUGAGUGGGAAGAUUCCGCUGCAUAAAAUCAAGAUUCCGGCUUCGUCUUUUGCUGGGAAUCCUGGUUUGUGUGGAGCUCCACUUGCUCCAUGUAAGGACUAAUUCUGUGUUUUUUAGGUUGAUUGGAAAA